GGUCUAGUAUAGUUUGACCGGUCAAGUAAUUUACACCAUCAUUUUUGGCGCCGACCGUGGGACCGUUAAGGUUUUUUCUCUUCUAAACGCAAACCUACCCACAAAAACACCACUAAAAAUGUCUUCAAGCCAGCAGAUCAACGCCACCUCCACUCAGGUGCGAGCUACCACUGAAGGUACCAGCAUCCCCAUGGUUGCUACCUUGCCAGCCAUUUCUACUCCGGUUUUGCCAUUGGGGCUAAGCUCGGUUCCAACACCCAGCAUGGUUAGUCCAUUCACGGCCCCAGUCCCUUCCGCUGGGCCGAGGGUCACUUUCCCACCAAGCAUGACUCAGUUCAUGAACGACCCCGCCAACCUACAAGCCAUCCAGGGCUUUGGCCAGGUCAUGGCCAUAUGCCAACAGAAUGGGGGGAUGCCUUUUCUCCCUGGUAUGUUCCCAUUCGCCCUUCCAGGAGCGGGAACGAUGCCCCUACAAACUCCGAUGGCAGUGACGCCGUUCCAGACACCGGUUCCGCAGCCAUCACCUUUCCAACCGCAGCUGGUCAGCGCCGUGGCCCCCAUCAACUUGACUGGCGCACUCAACGCUGCGGGGCCGUCGCGUCCCCCACAAGGUACGAAUCCACAAAUCACUCCUGAUGGUCACUGCGUCUCAGUUGAGAGCGGAGAUGACGAGUGGGACAUUCCGAGGGCCCACAAGAAGAAGAAGGGGAAGACCACACGCCCCGCGACUUCCCGGAACUCCGCCUUCGAAAGGCUGGGGGAAAGGGAAGAGGGCCAGAGGAAGUCAGCCAAGCUGAGGCUGGGGCAAAGUGUCGCUCAUGUCAGCGCCUUUGCCCGGUUGGGCGAGAUGAGGGAGGCCGAGCCUGCCCGCACCCAACGCUCCCAGUCAAACCGGCUGGAGCCAGCCAGGACGAGGGCCUCUCGUCAAGAGGAGGAAGCAGAAAGCCAACCCAGGCUACCGGUGGCUAACCGGAUAACCAUCCCCAACGACCGCGUCCAACAGAUGGAGGCAAAGUUGGAGAGGCUGGAGAAAAAAGUAGGGGAGAAGAAUGACCGGGACAAACCUCUCGCAGGUUCCCCGUUCACCGCAAGGGUCCAUCUGACACCUUUCCCGCGAAAGGUUAAGAUAGACGCCCCCAGGUUCACCGGUAAGGAGGACCCAGAAAUCCAUCUGGACUCCUUCAAUCAAAGUGCAACCAUGAAUGGUUGCACAGAUGAAGAAAAGUGCCUCCUUUUCUUCCAGACCUUGCGGAAUCGAGCCACCGAGUGGUUCAAUAAGCUUCGCCCGGGAAGCAUCGACUCAUUCAGCGAUUUGGCCUCGAAGUUCAAGGCCAAGUUCCAGGAGAACUGUACUAAGAGGAAGAAAUUCACCUAUCUUAGUACGGCCGGGCAAAGGGAAUUAGAGAACCUCACUCAAUUCCUUACCCGGUGGAAGGAGGAGGUAGACAAGGUUGAGGAGAUGGACGACAAGACAGUGUUGUCCCUCCUCCUGAAUGGUUUUCGAGCCGGGGAACUUUACAAGGAGUUUUGCCGAAAACCCCCGACCACGUAUCAGGAAGCAUACCACACUGCGUGGGAGUUCGCCGAGGCGGAAACCCAGCUCCGGGCGAAGAAGGAAGCCGAGCAUGGUUACAAGCCCAAGCCGGUACAAGUCAAGAAGGAAGAAGCACCGGGACCCAUCCGGCCAAGGCACCACUAUGACCCGGUCGUCCGCGUGGUCAACACCGAAGAGUGUCAGGAAAUAAGGAAAGCACCGGCUACCUACCCGGUCGUUCCUCCGGAAAAUCCUACCGGUCAAACUAGGCGCCAGUGGACGGGCACCUACUGCUCAUACCACAGGUCAGAUUCCCAUAACACUUCUGAAUGCAAAAGUGUUAAGGGGGUCAUCCGGCAGAUGAUAGACAGCGGAGAGCUUGGCAAGGAUUACCUGCAGAAAGCCCAGGAGAAGAACCAUCAAUGGGUAAGGCCAGCGACCCAGGGAAAUGACCGGGUCAAUGACCGGCGGAGGAACAACCGGCAGAGGGAGCAACAGCCUGCCCCCGACAAAGAACACAUUGGGAUGAUCUUUGGCGGACCCGAGGGUGGAGAUUCGGCCGCGAGGGAGCCAAUAACCUUCACUGACCGGGACCUCCCUCCUACCGGUGAAGAUCACAAUGAUCCAUUGGUCAUCACCAUGGACAUCGACGGGGUGGACGUCGCCCGGGUACUUGUUGACACCGGCAGCAGUGUCAACAUCCUCUACCUGGAGACCUUCCAGAAACUCAGGUUGUGUCGGACACAACUUGAACCCCUCAAAACCCCUCUCUCAGGUUUCACGGGUGAUACAGUUGAAGCGGAGGGAUCCAUAGUUCUACCGGUUGAACUAGGAUCGGGCGAAAAGACCGUGUGGAAAAGGAUGCGGUUCAUUGUUGUGGAUAUCAAAUGCGUCCACAACGCAAUCCUUGGCAGGCCAGGCAUCAACAAGGUUGGGGCAGUGAUCUCCAUGCCCCAUCUAUGCAUGAAGUUCCACACCCCAGGCGGUGUGGGAGAAAUACGGGGCGACCAGAGGAAUGCCCGGGAAUGUUAUGCCCGGGCAGUCAAAAGGAUGACCAAGGGGGUCAACGUCAUCUCCCAAGAGAUCACCAAGGGAGAGACCCGGGAGAAACUGGAGCCUGAAGCUGAGACGGUGGAGAUUGAACUUCACCCGGGUGAUUCAUCCAGGAUGGUCAGAAUGGGAGCAAACCUCCCAGAAGAUCUCAAGGCAGAGAUUACACGGGUGCUUCAAGAAUACGCGGGCAUAUUCCCAUGGAGCGUGGCGGAUAUGCCCGGGAUAGAUCGCUCAAUCAUCUGCCACCGGCUGGCAGUGAGGGAAGGAAGUCGACCGGUACGCCAGAAGAAAAGAUCAGCAAUCAAAGGGCAAGCCCUUGCGGACUUCCUUGUGGAGAUGACCGGUGUAACUCCAGAUGCAGCGGUCGACAAGCCCACCGAGCAAUGGUGGGAGAUGGCAGUGGACGGGGCAUCCGGUCCUAAAGGUUACGGGGGUGGUGUAGUCUUUACCACCCCGGAAGGAUUCAAAAUCUACCAUGCAAUCGUCUUCAACUUCAAGCUGACGAACAACGAAGCCGAAUAUGAAGCCCUGGCUGGAGGGCUCAGACUUGGCCAAGCACUGAAGAUCAACCGGGUCAGUAUCAAAUCUGAUUCUAGUUUGAUCGUUGGGCAAGUGACCGGUAAUAUGGAGGCCAGAGAAGGACGAAUGGCGCAGUACAAAGACUUGGUACUUGCCUUGUUGAAAGGCUUCGAGGAAUUCAAGAUCGCCCAAAUCCCCCGGGCAGAGAACGCGGAUGCAGACCUCCUCUCCAAAUUGACGCAGUAUGCCCCCGAGCAUGUUUCAAAACUUGCCCGGGUAGAAAUUCUUGAUCAUGCCAGCAUUGAAAAAUUGGAAGUAGCCGCCAUAACAGAAGCUGGCCAACCUGACCGGUCAAACUUGGUCGGGGCGGAUGACCACUGGAUGUAUGAUCUGAUGGAAUACCUGAUGGACGGAACCUUGCCAGAACAAGAUGACCGGGCAAGAAAAGUUAAGCUCAGGGCACCCCGAUUUCAAGUCCUUGACGGGAAGCUGUAUAAAAGGGCAUUUGGAGGACCACUCCUAAGGUGCCUGACCAACCGGGAGGCUGAGCGAGUCAUAGCAGAAGUCCAUGAAGGGGUGUGCGCAGCACAUCAAAUGUCGCGAACCCUUUCCCAGCGCAUCAUCUUGUUGGGGUAUUACUGGCCGACAAUUGUCCAGGACUGCGAGAGGAGGGCUCAUGGGGAAACUCCAUUUUCUCUAACCUAUGGGUGUGAAGCGAGGCUGCCCAUCGAAGCUGAAUUCCCAACGUUUCGGGAAUCAAAUUAUCAACCCCAGCAGAAUGAGGAAGAUCACUUGGCCGAACUCAACUUGGUCGAAGAACGGAGGAUGGCCGCGGAAGUUAAAAUGAGCACAUAUCAACAAGUCGUGAAGAAAUACCACGACAACAAGGUUGGACCGCGAUACUUUCAAGUCGGCGAUGAAGUCCUGCGAAGAAGGGAGGCUAGUAGACCGGGAGACGGGGGAAAGCUGGCCAAAAACUGGGAAGGGCCUUACCGGGUGAAAGCUAUCAUUCGCCCGGGAACCUACCGGUUAGAAACUCUUGAAGGUGUACCGGUAGAAAGAACCUGGAAUUCCCAUCAUCUUCGCAAGUUCUACAAAUGAUUGUAAUGCUAGGCAAGGCCUAAUUUAUUAUCAAUCAAACUGAUGACAUUCAAUACUCUACAUGGUAGCAGCGGAAUUGAUAGGUCGGACCUAUCCUAGGAGGGCUUCCCGGGUGGAUCGGAUCCACUCGGACAAGCCAACUGAGACACAGGCCCGGACCUGGCACGCUGGUUACUACACCGGU
Messenger RNA from Cuscuta campestris, 4391 nucleotides. The record is from the annotation of a GenBank genome assembly. NCBI's taxonomy places the organism in Eukaryota, Viridiplantae, Streptophyta, Magnoliopsida, Solanales, Convolvulaceae.